CGAGCGAGACAGCGGGCCCCCGCGCGCGGCGGCUCGGGGCUGGGGCGCCAGAAGUGGGACUGGAGCGAACUAGAGCGAUGCCAAGAAGGAAGCAGCAGGCACCCAAGCGGGCGGCAGGCUAUGCCCAGGAAGAACAGCUGAAGGAAGAGGAGGAAAUCAAAGAGGAAGAUGAGGAAGAGGAAGACAGUGGUUCGGGAGCUCAACCUCAGGGCAGCAAUGACGCAGGGACCGACGAGGAGCUGGAAACGGGCACGGAGCCAAAGGGCUGCUUCAGCUACCAGAACUCUCCAGGGAGCCACCUGUCCAACCAGGACGCCGAGAAUGAGUCCCUGCUGAGCGAUGCCAGCGAUCAGGUGUCAGACAUCAAGAGCGUGUGUGGGCGAGACGCCUCGGACAAGAAAGCCAGCGUGCACCCCAAGCUUGCAAACGAAGCCCACAGCUGCAUGGAUAAGAUGACCGCCGUCUACGCCAACAUCCUGUCCGAUUCCUACUGGUCGGGCCUGGGUCUCGGCUUCAAACUGUCCAACAGCGAGAGGCGGAGUUGUGACACCCGAAACGGCGGCAACAAGACGGAUUUCGACUGGCACCAGGACGCUCUGUCCAAAAGCCUGCAGCAGAACCUGCCCUCGCGGCCCCUGUCGAAGCCCAGCCUCUUCAGCUCCGUCCAGCUGUACCGGCAGAGCAGCAAAAUGUGUGGGACCGUUUUCACCGGGGCCAGCAGGUUCCGCUGCCGGCAGUGCAGCGCCGCCUACGACACCCUGGUCGAGCUGACCGUCCACAUGAACGAGACCGGCCACUACCAAGACGACAACCGCAAAAAGGACAAGCUCAGACCCACGAGCUACUCCAAGCCCCGGAAAAGGGCUUUCCAGGAUAUGGACAAGGAGGAUGCUCAAAAGGUCCUGAAAUGCAUGUUUUGCGGUGAUUCCUUCGAUUCCCUCCAAGAUUUGAGUGUCCACAUGAUCAAAACAAAACAUUACCAAAAAGUGCCUUUGAAGGAGCCAGUCCCAACCCUUUCAUCAAAAAUGGUCACUCCCGCCAAGAAACGCGUCUUCGACGUCAAUCGCCCAUGCUCCCCAGAUUCAACCACUGGGUCCUUUGCAGAUUCGUUUCCGCCCCAGAAGAAUGCCAACCUCCAACUGUCCUGCAACAACCGCUACGGCUACCAAAACGGUGCCAGCUACACCUGGCAGUUCGAGGCCUGCAAGUCCCAGAUCCUGAAGUGCAUGGAGUGUGGCAGCUCCCACGACACUCUGCAGCAGCUCACCACCCACAUGAUGGUCACCGGUCACUUUCUCAAGGUCACCAGCUCCGCCUCCAAGAAAGGCAAGCAGCUGGUGCUGGACCCACUGGCCGUGGAGAAGAUGCAGUCGUUGUCAGAUGCCCCAAACAGUGAUGCCCUGGCACCCAAGCCAUCAAGUAACUCCGCCUCUGACAGUGCAGCCUCCUCGACGGAGCUGAAGAAAGACAGCAAAAAGGAAAAGCCGGAGGAGAUCAACAAGGAUGAGAAAGUCGUGAAAAGCGACGACUAUGAAGACCCUCUCCAAAAGCCAUUAGACCCUACGAUGAAAUACCAGUAUCUGAGGGAGGAGGACUUGGAAGAUGGCUCGAAGGGCGGAGGGGACAUUUUGAAGUCUUUGGAAAAUACCGUCACCACCGCCAUCAACAAAGCCCAGAAUGGGGCUCCCAGCUGGAGCGCGUACCCCAGCAUCCACGCAGCCUACCAGCUGUCGGAGGGCACCAAGCCCUCCUUGCCUAUGGGCUCCCAGGUCCUGCAGAUCCGACCCAACCUCAGCAAUAAGCUGAGGCCAAUCGCACCCAAGUGGAAAGUGAUGCCGCUGGUGUCCGUGCCCACACACCUGGCCCCCUACAUGCAAGUGAAGAAGGAGCCGGAGGAGAAAGAGGACGCGGUGAGGGAGUGUGGGAAAGAAAGUCCCCGCGAAGAGGCGUCCUCUUUCAGCCACAGCGAGGGGCAUGCUUUCUCCAAAAGCGAACCCCCUGCGGAGCCCAAAAAGGCUGAGCCGCGUCCCCCGAAGGAGGAGGACAGGCUGGUGAGAGAGAGCGGUGAGAAAGAGAAAGCCCAGGCUUUGGAGCCGGCGUCUCCACUCAGCAACGGCUGCGCCCUCGCCAACCCCGUGGCGGCCCUGCCAGGCAUCAAUCCGCUCAGCGCCCUGCAGUCCGUCCUGAACAAUCACCUGGGCAAAGCCACGGAACCCUUGCGCGCGCCCUCCUGCUCCAGCCCAAGCUCAAGCACAAUGUCCAUGUUUCAGAAGCCGAGCCUCGGCGUCAUGGACAAGCCGGUCCUGAGUCCCCCCUCCACGAGGCCGGCCAGCGUGUCCAGACGCUACCUGUUCGAGAACAACGACCAGCCCAUUGACCUGACCAAGUCCAAGAGCAAGAAGGCCGAGUCCUCGCAAGCACAGUCCUGCACGUCCCCACCCCAGAAGCACGCCCUGUCCGACAUCGCCGACAUGGUCAAGGUCCUCCCCAAGGCCACCACCCCGAAGCCCGCCGCCUCCCCCAAGGUCCCUCCAGUGAAGCUGGAGAUGGAUGUCAGGCGCUUCGAGGACGUGUCCAGUGAGGUCUCCACCUUGCAUAAGAGGAAAGGCCGGCAGUCCAACUGGAACCCCCAGCAUCUCCUGAUCCUGCAGGCCCAGUUUGCCUCCAGCCUCUUCCAGACCUCCGAGGGCAAAUACCUGCUGUCCGACCUGGGUCCGCAAGAGCGGAUGCAGAUCUCGAAGUUCACGGGGCUCUCCAUGACCACCAUCAGCCACUGGCUAGCCAACGUCAAGUACCAGCUUAGGAAGACGGGCGGGACCAAGUUUCUGAAAAACAUGGACAAAGGGCACCCUAUCUUUUACUGCAGUGACUGUGCCUCUCAGUUCAGAACCCCGUCCACCUACAUCGGUCACUUAGAGUCCCACCUGGGUUUCCAAAUGAAGGACAUGACCCGCCUGGCCGUGGAGCAGCAAGGCAAACCGGAGCAGGAGAUCUCCCGGGUGUCGUCGGCCCAGCGGUCCCCGGAAACCAUAGCUGGCGAAGAGGACACGGACUCUAAAUUCAAGUGUAAGUUGUGCUGUCGGACAUUUGUGAGCAAACACGCGGUAAAACUCCACCUAAGCAAAACUCACAGCAAGUCACCAGAACACCACUCACAGUUUGUAACAGACGUGGAUGAAGAAUAGCUCUGCAGGUACGCGUUUGCUCCCAGCUGGUUGUGCCGCUGACUUUGUGAGGCGCUUCUAGAAGGGAGAUGGUUCCGUUUAGAGGCAGCUGACCUCUCCCUACCGCGAGAGGACUGUAGCCUACUGGAGUAGACCAGAACAGAAAUAAGUCCUAACCAUGCUCUCAGUGUCUGCAGUUUAGCGUUGGGGAGGAGAGCGAAACGGAUUUAGAGAGUCGGAGCUCAGAGGUUACUGCUUCUGGAUUCGUGAUCGCCUUAGGGCCCCAGGGCCCCAGUCUCAAGGUCCAGUUAAGGCUCUGCCUCCUUGUAAUUAACAAGGACCGACUUCUCUUACUAUCCUGUUUCCCUGCUUCCCCUUCCCGUAGUCAUGCUAAUGACUUAUAAAGUGAUGAAAAUUUUAAAAAAGAAAUAGUGAGCAAGGGAAUAAAGAUUGUAGAGUUCCUGGAGGCAGCCACUUGCCAGAGAUUUCUUAACCAAUUCGUGAAUAGUUUAAAGCUGGCUUUAUCAUUAUUAGUUAUAAUUAAUGCUUUUGGCAGCUUAUUUGCAGCAAUUGCUACCUUCCACUGCCCACCCCACCCCAAUUUGUUCAUUUGCUGUGCAUUCGGUUUCCUGUGAAAGGGCAGGUGCCCUGUAGUCGGAUGGUAGGAAAAUACUCUUCUCUGCAGGACACUCAGAUGAAAAGAGAGGAAGCUUAUUUCCUUCCCAGGUCUUUUGGUUGCUCUUAAGUUAAAGCUAAUAUCAGAGUCCACCUUUAGCAAAGGUAGAUGCAAUGCAUGGCUUGAAACUUUAUUUUAUAUAAAGAAACAAAUGGCACACUCAUUGCCUAUGCACGUGGGGUCCCACAGCUUCGAGACAAUUUGCAUCACGUGUUGUCGAAGUUCCAUGCCUGGCAGAGUCAGCAGGGCCCAGCCGAUCUCUGUCACCUUCAGGAAAGCAGACAGAUUCCAAGGUCAAAUACCUUGGCAGACUAGUCACACCAGCCACUUUCAAAUACUGGGCAUAAGCAAGGCGGAAAUUAUUUCCGCCGCCCUUUGUGUUUCCUCUCCUUCCUUGUCUCUCCCCUCCAGCAUGAUACCGCCCCCGUGGGCUAGAAACCCCCACACAUGCAUCAGUUGUCCUGCACUCUGGGCCACAACCCAAAAUAGACCCCACCUGACUAAAACUCUGCCCCUUGCCAACCCAGGUUGUGUCGUGCUAGGUUACAGACUAGUCUUUGUAGUUACAUAUGCGAUAAGAUAGGAACAGCUAAUAAUAGCAUGCAGCUGACCCUUGACUAACGCAGGGGUGGGGGGCACCAACCCUCUGCACAGCAGAAAAUCCAUGUGUGACUUCUCGUCACCUCCCCGUGACGGUUCCUCCGUAUUCCUGCUUCUCCUGUAUCCGAGGUUUCACGCCUGUGGAUUCUGCCAACCCAGACUGUGGAGUACUGUGGUAUUUAUCGCUACUUUUGGAAAGACUCCACGUACAGGUGGCCUCAUUAGGUUCAAACACACGCUGCCCAGGGUCAGCUGUGCAGGCCCUCCCCGCCCCUGCCGUCAGAGCACUGUUGUUAAACAGGAGGUUUCAGGGCAAGCCGCCGAGCGACGAGCAGGAGCGGAGCUGCGGGCAGGGACGGGUGUGACUACGCUGCGGGUGUGGGCUCACGUCACAUCAUACAGGAGGGCUUACCGGAUGUGAGGACGGUCAGAAUGAAACUAGGGGUUGAAAUCUGAAACUCUCCCCUCAGUGAGAUGAUCUAAGAGCCUCUGAUGGUGGGGGAGCCCGUCCCAUCACGCAGAUGGCUAUCUGGGCCCAGAUGAUGACUUUGGUUUUGCUUGCAUGCUUUUAUCAUGAUAAUUAAAGUGUGUUACUGGCAGAUUCCUCUCUUGCUUUCUAAGCACGGUUUGUUCAGCUCGCACUAUACUGAAAGAAAAGCUGAAACACAUCUAUUGAAUCUACAUGUGAGCUUGGGGUUCCAUGACACCUGUUUAUUUGCUAUACAAUGUUUUCAAUUGUAUGUAACUUGCUAUUAUGCUUUCCUGGUCCUUCAAAAAAGAAAAAAAAAGGUGGAUACAUACAGAACACACAUAGAAAACUGUUUCCAGUCUCAGAGCGGUAGGUCCAAAUCAUGAUGAAAAUGACAAAUAGGUAUGCUUAUUUGUGCUACAAUAAAGACCUAUUUUCCACCUUUUCCAUGUUAGGUCUGUAAUCAUUUUUUAAAAUUAAUAUCAUAAUCAAAACAUUACAAUAUGUAGAUAUAGAAUAAGGAGAAACAGAAAGCCUCAGUCAAAAUCUGAAACGCACAUACCUGUUCUAGGGAAGCCAAGAAAAAAAGUAAUUGGGAAAAACCUAUACAAAGGGACCUGAUGCUCUCUAGUUGCUCAGCCGUGGCCAACUCAAAGGUACUUAAGAGUCUAUUAAAUACAUAGAUAGGUUAGCUCUUGUCUCAUCCUUCUGCGUCUGUACAGAAUAAAUAUUUCUGAUUUGGACCUUCAAAGCGUCAUAUUACAGAAUUAUCAUUAUAUGAAAACAAAGCUCCCUUAGAUAAACACUAGUGUGCUGUGAUUCUGACCGAGGAUUGCAGAAAAACAGGUCUGUGUGCUCAGGAAUCAUUCAGAAUGUAUGUGCCGCGUGCACAUAAAAAACGGUGUGGGUGCUCAGUGUUCACGUCGAUGCUAAGGAUGCCCCCGCCUGCCCCACAGCCCCCACACCUGCACAGAGGCAGCUUUCUGGGGCUCUGGUCAGCUGCAAACGAACCCCCCCCACCUUACAGCCCUCUUUGACAAUAUGCAUGCAAAACCUUGCCCACUGCUCAGAAUGGUGCUUAUAUGAUACUAAAUGAUCACAGAAUGAGAUCACUGCUAUCUGGAACACUAAUUUCAGUUAGGAUGCCUGAUCACAUGAAUUGCACAAAAAUGACAUGUCAUUUUGGGAGGGAUGGUCAUGGUUUUAUGGAAAUUUUGAGAGUUUUACAGUAUCUAUGUUCUAUGCAAGAUGUGAAUUUUGACCUGAAUUUUCUUUCUUGUCUUAGAUAGGUCUUUAAAAAAAAAGAUAAGUCUUAAAUUUUAUCAAAUUCUCUGCCAAAUAUUAAAUGCAACUUUUCAUGAGAAA
Messenger RNA from Odocoileus virginianus texanus, 6274 nucleotides. It is a transcript of the gene TSHZ2, whose product is annotated as teashirt zinc finger homeobox 2. The record is from RefSeq and is a predicted model, not a curated record. Lineage: Eukaryota; Metazoa; Chordata; Mammalia; Artiodactyla; Cervidae. Gene Ontology annotation, biological process: regulation of transcription by RNA polymerase II. Gene Ontology annotation, cellular component: nucleus. Gene Ontology annotation, molecular function: DNA-binding transcription factor activity, RNA polymerase II-specific; DNA binding.